AUGAAGGAGGUCAUUUCUCAGGCUUUCCCGGAGCUAGUGGGCCUGCCAUUUGUAGAGAGUAGGUUGUGCUGGUACACAGACAGCAUCGACAACAAUUAUGUCAUUGAUUAUGUCCCUGGGUAUUCAGACUCGUUGUUCAUUUGCACAGGAGGCUCUGGACAUGCAUUCAAAUUUUUGCCCAUUCUUGGUAGGCAUGUAAAGAACCAAUUGGAACGGACUCCCGAUCAGUUCACCUCCUUAUGGAUGUGGCGUGUUGCCAGAAAUGGGGAGGAAAACAACGGCCUAGCUGAUGGAGAAGCUGGACCUCGAGAGAUGUCUCGACUUCAAAUGGCUGAGGUGACCGACUUCAACCUGGAAACGGUAAGAAAAUGGGCUCUUCCUUAA
Messenger RNA from Phaeoacremonium minimum UCRPA7, 384 nucleotides. Its product is annotated as putative fad dependent oxidoreductase protein. Gene Ontology annotation, molecular function: sarcosine oxidase activity; flavin adenine dinucleotide binding. The transcript has 6 exons. The record is from RefSeq and is a predicted model, not a curated record. Lineage: Eukaryota; Fungi; Ascomycota; Sordariomycetes; Togniniales; Togniniaceae. Bases 1 to 384 code for a protein of 127 amino acids.